AUGGUGAUUAAGUGUCAAAUAUUACUGAGACCAACCCACAACAAUAUUUACACCAGCGGGCAAAUGGUACCAGGCACUCUCCGAUAUAGCAUCGACCAACCAACAAUAUUUAAGUCUAUCACAAUAUUCUUCACUGGCAAGCUGAAAGGCAAGAAAACUAAAGAAGAGUCUAGGCAUUUGAUCAAGAAAGAAGACUUAGUAUUCAUGCACGAGAAUGUUUUACAAGAAAGACACGUAUACUUAAACACAGGAGAAUAUGAACAUGCAUUUAUAUUUCAACUUCCAGAAGAAUUACCAUCUACGUACAGAAGCAAAAUGUGUACGAUAUCAUAUAAAAUUCUUGUGGAAUUCAAGAGACCAGGACUGUUUCACAGUAACAGAUUAGUGAAUAUAGAAAUACCAGUAUAUGGAACAGUAAAACCUAGUCUGGAGCAUCGCACAAAUUUUUCCUUAACCAAAACUCCUUUUCUUACAAAGAAGAAUAUGCAUGCAGAAGUAAAGAUUGAAAAGGUAGUGUUCACCGCAGGAGAUAUAAUAAAACUAAAUUUUCGUAUCAAUAAUGAAACAAAUUUUGCAAUUAAUGGUAUUAUAACUAAAUUGAUGGCAGUUACUACUUAUAAAUAUGAUUUAAAAGACAAGAAUGUAAAAAGAGAAACAAUAAACCAGAGUGUAUUGGAAUCUCCAUUAGAAGCGAGUAAAAUUGAAGGCGAAUUAACCUGUGCCGUACCAACAAAUCUAACAAACCUAUAUUCUAUACAACAUUCGAAGUUUUUCUCAAGAGAAUAUAUAGUCAAUGUUAUAGUAGAUCUGCCGUUUCCUCAUAAGAAUAUUUCGUUGGAAAUUCCAGUGGUCAUAGAGGCUGAAAUUGACAAGCUGAAAAUAGAUGUGAAUUGUCACUAUAGUAUAUUUAACAGCAUAUCUUACUUGACUUACUUUUUAUCAAGAUUUCCCAUAGCCAGAGUAACAUAUUAA
Molecule: messenger RNA, 972 nt
Organism: Arctia plantaginis
Lineage: Eukaryota; Metazoa; Arthropoda; Insecta; Lepidoptera; Erebidae
Source: the annotation of a GenBank genome assembly